Trematomus bernacchii (emerald rockcod) is the source of this 627-nucleotide messenger RNA. RefSeq names its product ribonuclease H2, subunit C (gene rnaseh2c). The transcript has 5 exons. Lineage: Eukaryota; Metazoa; Chordata; Actinopteri; Perciformes; Nototheniidae. Bases 83 to 493 code for a protein of 136 amino acids. Gene Ontology annotation, cellular component: ribonuclease H2 complex. Gene Ontology annotation, biological process: RNA catabolic process. The record is from RefSeq and is a predicted model, not a curated record.
UUUGUCCAAUCAGACGCAGUCCGGCUCUAACCGGAAGAGGUCCAAUUCAUUUCACAAAAACAUUUGGAAAACUGCUAAAAGCAUGUCCUGUAACAGCAGUGUUACCCGGGUUAACGUGUCCUCUGUGGGCCAGGCGCAGAGGGUCCCAGUCCACCUCCUGCCCUGUGAGAUUGAACACAAUGGGCCGGCCCAGGUCUCACAAUACCUCACUGCCACCACCAAAGACUGCAAACUAGAGAAGAUGGUAUCAUUCAGAGGGCGUGGGUUGAAGGGCCAGGAGCUCAGCUGUCCUCAGGGCUACACUGGCUUAGUGCUGAAAGAGACCAACAAGCCCGGCUCUGACCAAGAGGACAGGACAGUGAAGGUAUCAUCUGUGUUUGACAAGCUGACCUACUGGAACCUGGAGACGCCACCAAACUCUGACGAUACCGUUGUGAUGGCAAUGGAUUGGCCAGAGUUGGCUGAGGCGAUCCACGGGCCAGUAGAAGACUGAAGAGAGAAAAACGUACGAAGGAUGGCGUGUCCUCAGCGUGUCACGAGUGAACAUUUUAAAGUUGACUUGCAACAGACAGUGAAAUAAGUGCUACAAGUUCAGUGUAAUUGUGUUACAACUGAAGAAUAACAAAU